Messenger RNA from Panicum virgatum (switchgrass), 751 nucleotides. Its product is annotated as cortical cell-delineating protein-like. Lineage: Eukaryota; Viridiplantae; Streptophyta; Magnoliopsida; Poales; Poaceae. Bases 66 to 479 code for a protein of 137 amino acids. The transcript has a single exon. The record is from RefSeq and is a predicted model, not a curated record.
CACAUUCUAGCUAUUCAACAAGCUACCUAGCUUCUAACACUUGUAAGCUAUAGCUAGCUGAUAGCAUGGCGCCAUCCAAGCUUGCCCUGUUCCUCGCCCUGACGACAGUCCUCGCCUUCGCGGCGGACGUCGUCCAUGGCUGCGCGCCGUACUGUCCUACCACUACACCGCCGGUCGUUCCUCCGCCGCCAGUCGUGCCGACGCCGUCCGGUGGUGGUGGAUCUUGCCCGAUCAACGCGCUGAAGCUGCAGGUGUGCGCUAACGUGCUGAACCUACUGAAGCUCAACAUCCCUGGGUUGGGGAACGACCAGUGCUGCCCGCUGCUGCAGGGGCUCGUCGACCUUGACGCCGCCGUCUGCCUCUGCACCGCCAUCAAGGCCAACAUCCUCGGCAUCAACCUCAAUGUGCCCAUCGACCUGAGCCUCCUCCUCAACCACUGUGGCAAGGUCUGCCCUGCAGACUUCACCUGCCCCCUUUAAGUGACUGGUUGAUGAAACAACCUACAAUACGUCCAGGCAUCAUCUGAUCAUGUCUCGAUCUCCUUGUACUCAACCUGUGUUGCAAGUCUGUGUUGGUUUUGCAUCUGCAUGCAUGCAUAUGGUCUCUUUCUCUUUGGGUCCGGGUUAUCGCUCGGGUGAGCUCUGUGCAAACUGUCCGUUGUUGUCGUUCAUACAAACAUAUAUCUGUAACUUGGAAUAUGUGAAAUAAAAGUCUAUACAAGUUGUGCCCACUCGAGGUGUAACGUGGCUUA